Acanthochromis polyacanthus (spiny chromis) is the source of this 4734-nucleotide messenger RNA. RefSeq names its product integrator complex subunit 6 like (gene ints6l). Gene Ontology annotation, cellular component: integrator complex. The record is from RefSeq and is a predicted model, not a curated record. Gene Ontology annotation, biological process: snRNA 3'-end processing. NCBI's taxonomy places the organism in Eukaryota, Metazoa, Chordata, Actinopteri, Pomacentridae. The coding region runs from base 192 to 2909 and encodes 905 amino acids. The transcript is spliced from 18 exons.
GAACAGCGCGAGCCGAGACAGAGCUCUAGAAAGGCAGAUAGAGAGAGGGCAGAGGCAACGGCCCUCUUCUGGAGGGGGGGCUUAUUAUAACAAAUAUAUAUACACAUGUGUGAACUGUUUGGCCGCACGAUAGGUCAUAUGUGGGUUACGGUUAUUUUAGAAAAGCAUACAAGCGCGGCUUUACAUUUAAAAUGCCUAUUUUACUUUUCCUGUUAGACACGUCCGCCUCUAUGAAUCAGCGCACUUAUUUGGGUACGACGUAUCUGGACGUUGCUAAAGGCGCGGUUGAGGUCUUUAUGAAGCUGCGUGCUCGAGACCCGGCUAGUAGAGGCGACAGGUACAUGCUAGUUACAUUCGAUGAUCCACCAUACGGAGUGAAGGCAGGCUGGAAGGAGAACCAUGCCACCUUCAUGUGCGAGCUGAAGAACCUGCAGGCGUCGGGGCUGACAACAUUAGGUCACGCUCUUCGCACAGCCUUUGACUUGCUUAAUCUCAACCGCCUCGUCUCGGGAAUCGACAACUAUGGACAGGGCCGCAACCCAUUCUUCCUCGAGCCAUCUGUGAUCAUCACUAUCACUGAUGGGAACAAGCUUACACACAGCUCUGGGGUGCCAGAUGAGGUGAGAGCACAAACAAAUGCAAUAUUGCACCUGCCUCUGAACUCACCUUUGGCGGGCAGUGAGCUAACCAAAGAGCCUUUCCGCUGGGACCAGCGUCUGUUUGCGUUGGUUCUCAGGCUGCCAGGAGCAGCUACACCAGACAAUGAGCAGCUUGGUAGCGUCCCCACAGAUGAGUCCGCCAUCACCCAGAUGUGUGAAGUUACUGGAGGGCGAUCAUACUGUGUGCGAACACAAAGGAUGUUGAAUCAGUGUCUGGAGUCUCUGGUCCAAAAGGUUCAAAGUGGCGUUGUCAUUAACUUUGAGAAGACAGGGCCAGAUCCACCUCUUGUUGGGGAUGACAACUCUGUAGAGUCAAGUCGUCCUGUGUCAUCGUUCAGCCCACAGCCGUGGCACAGCUGCCACAAACUAAUCUAUGUGCGACCAAACCCAAAGACGGGGGUGCCAGUUGGGCAUUGGCCCAUACCAGAGUCCUUCUGGCCGGACCAGAAUUCUCCAACUCUGCCACCUCGCUCUGCUCAUCCUGUGGUUCGUUUCUCUUGUGUGGACUGUGAGCCCAUGGUGAUUGACAAGCUGCCCUUUGACAAGUAUGAACUGGAGCCCUCUCCUCUCACCCAAUACAUUCUGGAAAGGAAAUCUCCACACAUGUGCUGGCAGGUAUUUGUCAGCAGCAGUGGAAAGCAAACCGACCUAGGACAGCCGUUCGGUUACCUUAAAGCCAGCACCACUCUCACCUGUGUUAACCUGUUUGUCAUGCCUUACAAUUAUCCAGUUCUUCUCCCACUCCUUGAUGAUUUAUUUAAAGUGCACAAACUAAAGCCAAACCUCAAGUGGCGACAGGCCUUUGAGAUGUACCUGAAGACAAUGCCUCCAUACUUCCUCUUGCCUUUGAAAAAGGCAUUGAGGAUGAUGGGCGCACCUAACCUGAUAGCAGACACCAUGGACUGCGGCCUGAGUUACAGUGUCAUUUCCUACCUGAAGAAGCUCAGCCAGCAGGCAAAAAUAGAAUCGGAUCGUCUAAUCGUGUCGGUGGGGAAAAAGGCUCCUCAAGAAACUGGCAUAAAGGUGAAGAACCACUCCAGCUCUCUGUCUCUGGCCCACCGACGAGACUUCAAGCAGCUGCUGCAGGGAAUCACCGGGGAGGGACCCCUCCGCCUGGUGGACAUCAACUUCAAAGAGUUUGCUGGCUUCCAGAUCGCCCUGCUCAACAAGGAUGUGAAACCUCAAGCUUAUCGGAAUGCUUACGACAUCCCAAGACGAAACCUUCUGGAUCAACUCACCCGAAUGCGCUCCAAUUUGCUUCGAACGUCCCUAAAACUUAUCCGAGGGCAAGAUGAAGACUACCUGCACAGUAUUCCAGUGGCUCAGAUGGGAAACUAUCAAGAGUACCUAAAAAUGAUGCCAUCUCCUUUGAGAGAGAUUGACCCUGAUCAACCUAAGCGGCUGCACACAUUUGGGAAUCCUUUCAAGCAGGAUAAGAAGGGGAUGAUGAUCGAUGAGGCAGAUGAGUUUGUUGCAGGCCCUCAAAACAAGAAAAGGGGAAACUCCAAUGAUUCCAACUCAGGUGUUACUUUGAAGAGAAGGCGAAGUAUGUCACCACUGCUGCGACGGCCGCAGACUCCGCUGGGAAACACCAACCAUGUGGUGGUUGGAAAAAGUCUGGCUGGGGUUCAGGGGCAACAGAAUCUCCUCAAACCCAUCCCACAGCAGAAAGGAGUGGACGGCAGCAACAUGGUGGUCGCUGAGAGUAAUGGUGACAGCGUUCUUGGACUUGACUCUGGGGAGAUCUGGCCGGCUGAGAUGGACACUGAAGCAGGGAGUCCAACUUCACUGAGCUUAGAGGAGAAGGUCGGUACAGGAGCAGUGGUUCGGGGUGAGGACAUCAGCAUGAUGGAGGAGCGGCUUGUGGAAGAUCAUCUAGAUGAGCAGCCGCUGGAGGAGAAACACAACUGUGACCGUCUGAGUCCACAGAGUCAGCUGGAUGGAAGCGAAGCUGACCCUGCAGUGCUUGAGACCAUAUUCAUCCCCCCACUAGACGGCAGCCAAGCAGAGCUGCGGACGCGGGUCAUCAAGGAGGUCCGCAAACCUGGACGAAACUAUGAAGCAAUACUACGACUACUACAGCAGGUGAAAGGACCAAUAAAUGUACAAAGAUACUUCAUCCAACAUGCCAUCAAGGAGGCUAUCAGGUUCAAGAAGCGGGUACUGAUCCAGCAGCUGGAAGCUGCCCUCGCCAAGUUAGAGGAGAAGCAAUCAGCAUCCUCACAGCUUCUCAAUGAUCACGGCAGGUAGUGAUGAAGCCAUGCUUUCUUUGUUGCUCAAUAAAGGAAUAAGGCUCCUCUCCUCUGAAGUGUAUUUUGCUCAACGCUGGAUAUCACCACCACAAAAGACAACCUUCUUGACCAGCCUCAGAAGGACAAUUUGGGGAACCAGAGAGGAAAAAGGACAAAUGCACUGAUGCUUCUUCUGCCCUGUGCUGUUACAUUACAUCCUGUUAGAGGCAGAGGGGAACAGGUUUAACUGGAGGAUGGGGCCUUCAGGACUGAUCCACUGGGGAUGAGUAAACUUCAAAAAUAGUCCUCUUCAUAUUGACAGAUGCCUUAAACUUCCAUAUGGCUUUUGUCUGUAUGGGCACAUUGUUGGGUGGACACACACACACUCCGUUAGACGGACAGGUGAGCGAGACCAAGAGACAGAGCGACUUAAUCCUGCUGUUGUUACUCUUUGACAACAGACCUUUCUUCAGCUGGUCUGAAAAGUGUUUGUGUGACUGAAAUGAUUUUUAUAAGUAAAGAAAAUGUGCAUUCUUGGAUGCACUGAUGUCUUUGGUGGGAUUUUUGACCAGGUCGGUAAUGUUAUCUAAAACUGUUCCUGCUUUUAGUGGUUGGUAUUGACUGCAUUGGCAUUAGGGAUGGGCAAUAAGGACAAAGUCUGUGAGCAAACAAAUAAUGUUAUGUUGCAGCAAUAUAUGUUAUGAUAAAAUCAAUUUCCUGGAACUACAAUUGAGAAACCCUUGAAAUAGCUAAUGGCUAAUCUAGUCAUUAAAGUACCUGCCCUGUGAAGUUACUACAUCACAUUCAUGCAAAAUACUAAAUAUAUUCAGUAUUGCAGUAUGAGGUAUGGCAGAGUCUCAAGUAUCUUCUCGUACAUGUUACCAUAUUGCCCCAAAAAGGUCAAACAUGCUUAACCUAUGCUAAUUAAAUAGCAUUUAAAUAUCCUAAAUUGGUCCAUUUAAUUACAAAUUCAACUACAUUAAUAAAAAAAUUAAUUGCUAUGGACAUCACUAUAUUUAUGAAUCAGUGUUUUGUGACGGGCUGCACUAAUUGGUUACUCUAAAUUGCCCGUAGGUGUGAAUGUGAGUGUGAUUGUUUGUCUGUAUAUGUAGCCCUGCGACAGACUGGCGAUCUGUCCAGGGUGUCCCCUGCCUUCGCCCGAGUCAGCUGGGAUAGGCUCCAGCACCCCCCACGACCCUAGUGAGGAUAAAGCGGUGUAUGGAGAAUGGAUGGAUGGAUGUAUGUUUUGUGACUCACUAACGUCUUUAACUGGAAACUGACUGAUCUUCGUGAAAUGUCCAACCCAAGACAGUGGUGUUCACUGGUUUAUUGAUUGAGGAUCCUCUUAUCAGCCAUACAGCCACAGAACAUCGUUAUAGUAAAUGCAGCUGUUGGCAUCCAUUUAGAGUUUACUCCUCCAGCUCCGUAACACAUUUCACAUGUAAACCAUCCUCCACAGCAACACAAACACUCCACUGAUCCCCAGCAUUGCAGCUUUACUCUGAGGAAGUUUUGCAUCUGUCCAGGCUUCAGCCGUCAGUCACCUUUUGUUUGAGUGAAACAGCUGGUAAAUCUGUCCCUCUGCUGCUUUUUACAUGAACCCACGUUAGCGCUCCUCCUUCGUUCUCCUUGUUUUUACGACAGAUGUACACUACUUUUUAAUGUUCAUAGGGAAUAGAGAUUAUUUUUGUGAAUUUGUUUAUUUCAGAGUUUAAGAAAUAUUUUGAAAGAAAUGUCUAAAGCCAUUUUUGUAAACUGUUAAAUACAUAUACAAAGUGGAAAGUUUUAUGAACCUACUUUUUUUUAACAAAACAAAACAAAAAUAAACCACAGGUAGAAUGGUG